AUGUCGACGAGGCCACCCUCUCGCGUUGUGUUUGUGGGCAACAUCCCAUAUGGACUCACCGAGGAGCAAAUCACCGAAAUCUUCAGCAGCGCCGGCAAGGUCGAACGCUUUCGCCUCGUCUACGAUUCCGAGACUGGACGACCAAAGGGCUUUGGCUUUGCAGACUACCCGGAUACCGACUCGGCCUCCUCAGCUGUGCGCAAUCUGAACGACUACGAGAUCAUGGGCAGGAAGCUUCGCGUUGACUUCUCUAACGAGCAGAAGAGCACCGAUGAAGACAAGGACCAGGGCGGCUCAGGCUAUAACCCACACGGCUCUAAUGGCGCCGGCCCCAGUUACAGCUCUCAGCCAAGCACUCUCCCUCCUCUGCCCGCCGGAAAGGAGCUUCCACACGGCGUCACCUGCACCGAUGCUAUCUCGCGCACUCUUGAAACCCUCCCGCCUCCCCAGCUGCUCGACAUUCUUUCCCAGAUGAAGACACUCGCGACCAACGAACCUCAGCGAGCUGCCGAGCUUCUCCAGCAAGCACCACAGUUGGCAUACGCAGUGUUUCAGGCUCUUCUUCUCAUGGGUCUCGUCUCCCCCGAAGCUAUUCAGUCGGUCGUCGAGCCCGGAGCACCCCCACCGGCUGCUGCCUAUCCUCCCGCCCCAAUGCCUGGCUACCCCGGAGCGAGUAACACUCCUCCAGUCGCCAGUAUGCCAUAUCAGGCGCCUGCUCAGCCCUACGGCGCUCCUGCCGCUGCGCCCGCGCCGGCUGCCCAAGAUCCUGAUGCUCUGAUGCGAGCUGUCAUGGAGCUUCCUCAAUCUCAGAUCGACAUGCUUCCUGAGGCUGAGAGGCAACAGAUUUUGGCUCUCCGGGCUACAUUUGCUGGCCAGCGGAGGUGA
Fusarium keratoplasticum is the source of this 885-nucleotide messenger RNA. RefSeq lists its product as uncharacterized. Gene Ontology annotation, molecular function: mRNA binding. Gene Ontology annotation, cellular component: mRNA cleavage and polyadenylation specificity factor complex. The record is from RefSeq and is a predicted model, not a curated record. Lineage: Eukaryota; Fungi; Ascomycota; Sordariomycetes; Hypocreales; Nectriaceae. The coding region runs from base 1 to 885 and encodes 294 amino acids. The transcript has 4 exons. Gene Ontology annotation, biological process: mRNA 3'-end processing.